This is a messenger RNA of Acomys russatus (golden spiny mouse), 1428 nucleotides long. RefSeq names its product zinc finger DHHC-type palmitoyltransferase 19 (gene Zdhhc19). Gene Ontology annotation, cellular component: Golgi apparatus; endoplasmic reticulum. NCBI's taxonomy places the organism in Eukaryota, Metazoa, Chordata, Mammalia, Rodentia, Muridae. The record is from RefSeq and is a predicted model, not a curated record. Gene Ontology annotation, molecular function: protein-cysteine S-palmitoyltransferase activity. Bases 1 to 1428 code for a protein of 475 amino acids. Gene Ontology annotation, biological process: protein targeting to membrane; peptidyl-L-cysteine S-palmitoylation. The transcript has 10 exons.
AUGCCUUUCUUAAAGGACGCCGUGACACUUGUGAAGGAGCCACAUCAGCUGCCUGUGGUCCCGUUUUCGUGGUUCCUCCCAAGCCUGUUUGCUGCCUUCAACAUAACACUGCUGGUCUUUUUGAGUGGCCUUUUCUUUGGAUUUCCUUGUAGGUGGCUGGUUGAGCACGGGGAGUGGGCCUUUCCCAUGGUCACGGGCCCGCUCUUCAUCCUCACCUUCUGCAGUCUUGUUUCGCUCAACUUCUCAGACCCUGGUAUCUUACAUCGAGGCUCUGUUGACGAGGACCCCAUGACGGUGCAUGUGCUGCGUGUGAACCAAAGGGCUUUCUGCCUGGAAUGGUGCCCAAAGUGUUGCUUUCAUCGCCCACCCCGGACCCACCACUGCCCCUGGUGCAACAUUUGUGUGGAGGACUUUGACCACCAUUGCAAGUGGGUCAAUAACUGCGUCGGUCACCGCAACUUCCGCCUGUUCAUGGUGCUGGUCCUGUCCCUCUGCCUCUACUCAGGAGCCCUGUUGGUCUCCUGCCUGGUGUUCCUAAUUCGCACGAGCCAUCUGCCCUUCUGCGUGGACAAGGCAAUGGCCAUCCUGGUGGCUGUGCCGGCUACCUGCUUCCUGAUUCCUCUCUUCAUGCUGCUGCUGAUCCAGGCCGUAUCUGUGAGCUCGGCGGAGCGCUCCUACGAGAGCAAGUGCAGGUACCAUCAGGGGUACAACCCCUUUGACCAGGGCUUUCCCAGGAACUGGUAUCUAGCGAUGUGUGCGCCACUGGGUCCCAAGUACAUGUCUGAAGCCAUUUAUCUGCAAAGACCUGUGGGGACAGAGUGGAUCCGUGAGAACACGCAACCCUCUCCACCGCGUCCUCCUGAACACUGUACUCCAGGUCCCCCUGGGCCCCAGCCUCAACCUCGGCACACAGCAGGGAUGGGGAUCCUAGGGAGUGGUGAGGCUGCAGUUCUCCAGGAUUCUGGCUCAAUGACUAAGACCCUGGCCUGUGCCCAAUCCUAUACCUGUGAGGACCCUUUGCCUAAACUUGUCACAUUAGACCUCCUCUGUCCCCUAGCAGCAAUGGAGAACAAGAGGUCAUCAGCUUUAGGGGCUGAGAGAGCCAAGACCCCAGUUCACGGGGCCACCGAGCCACCUGGCAAGGCUCUGGAGGAGGCCGUGGCUUCUGGCAGCGCCAUUCUAGAUUUCACACUCUUCUCCCGAGUCCACAUGUCCCGCUUUUCUGUUCUGAAACCUGGCGUUUGGUACAGCGACCUGGAACGCUUGCAAUUUUGUGACCUCAGCUCAUCGGUCCCUAGGGCGAUGCGCCACCUGUCCACCAUGAUGAAGGAAAUGCCGCGGUUUCCUGCCCCGAGUCUUCGAGUCUUCGUUCUCUGCUUCAUGAAGUGCAGGGUUGCAGGAGUCAACCUGCAGGUCUCUGAGGAAUAG